This is a messenger RNA of Cooperia oncophora, 273 nucleotides long. The record is from the annotation of a GenBank genome assembly. Lineage: Eukaryota; Metazoa; Nematoda; Chromadorea; Rhabditida; Trichostrongylidae.
AUGUUCAUCAAUCAUCCGGCUACCAUUCUAUUUGUAUCAAUCUCAAUCCUUGCCAUUUGUACAGGAGUGUUCGGUUAUAUGUCCCUCUUUGGUGUGACACUCGAUCCCAUAGUGAUGUCCAUUUCGAUUAUGUGCGUUGGCUUCAGUGUCGAUAUACCGGCUCAUGUGUCAUUCCAUUUCCAUGCGUCAAGAACACAUGUGAUGAACGAUCAACUUGCCCAUCAUAGUAAUAAAUGUGAGAAGUUUCUUAGUCCCGGGGAUGAUGCAACGUAA